CUGCCCAGGGUGCUAAGCUCUGGCUGCUUGAGCCCACCUUGGUCCUGAAGAAAUGGGAGCGAGGUACUAGAUGUCCUCACUGUCUCAGGGACUGUCAUUCUAUAAUGCUGUAUAUUUUAUCUCCUCAGGUGCCUAUGGAGCUGGUGUGGCUAGUUGGCAAGGUUAUGAAAACUAUAACUACUAUGGUGCCCAAAAUACGAACAUGACUACGGGAGCGACCUACAGCUAUGGCCCAACUACCUGGGAAACCAAGGCCAGUGAUGGUCUGGCACCUGGGGCCCCUCCCAUGCACAUGAGUUCUUAUGGUCCAGAGUCCUGCAGCGACAACUCCGACUCCCUCAUUGCCAAGAUCAACCAGCGCUUGGACAUGAUGUCCAAAGAAGGAGUCAGGGGUGGGAACAGCAGUGGGGGAGGCAUGCAGGACCGUGAUGGCUCCUUUCGCUUCCAGUCGUACGAGUCCUAUGAAUCCAGGCCCUGUCUGCCUGAACACACUUCUUACCGCCCUGGUUACAACUAUGACUUCGAUUUCCACCUGGGCUCUGACCGCAACGGCAGCUUUGAUGGCCAGUAUGGUGAUUGCCGGGACACUGUGCGAGAGCGCAACUCCUUUGAUGGCUACAUGCGGGGCCGGGGGCAGGGUCAGAACCGCUUCCAGGACCGCAGCAACGCCAGCACCUUCAUGCGCAGUGAUCCCUUUAUCCCCUCGGCUGCCCCCUCAGAACCCCUGCCUGCUCCCUGGACAGAGAUGAACUAUGUGGGGGGCCGGGCCCCGCCAGGCCCUGCUCCCAGCCGGCCUCCACCGUCCCUCUUCUCUCAUCAGCCCAUGGCCCCUGACUUCAAUAUGAUGGGCGUCCAGGGGCCAGGCGGGUUUGAUAACCCUGUGCCCUAUGGAUGUGGCCGUUCUCAGACCCGGAUGAGGGAUCGGCCUCGGAGAAGGGGUUUCGAGCACUUUGGCCCGGACAACAUGGGCAGGAAGCGGAAACUGCUGCUGAUGUAUGAGGAGCGGGAUGCCAAGCAGGCACGAGCUGACAGCGAUGGAGAUUUCUCUGACAACGAUGAUGGAGCUGCUGACUUCCGUUCGGGAGAUGAAGAAUGCCGAGGCGAGGAGGAAUUCUGUGACUCUGCGAAACAGAGAGGAGAGAAGGAAGAUGAGGAUGAUGAGCUGAAGAGGAAAAGAGAGAAGCAGAGAAGGCGAGACAGAGUGCGAGACCGAGGAACUGACAGGAUUCAAUUUGCCUGUUCUGUGUGCAAGUUCCGUAGCUUUGAAGAUGAAGAAAUACAGAAUCAUCUCCAAAGCAAAUUCCACAAAGAGACGCUGCGUUUUAUUGGUACCAAACUGCCUGAUAAGACAGUGGAGUUCCUCCAGGAAUACAUCAUAAACAGGAAUAAAAAAAUUGAGAAGCGGCGCCAGGAAAUGGUAGAUAAGGAAAGCACAAGACCGAAACCAGAUCCUUUCAAAGGGAUUGGCCAGGAGCACUUUUUCAAGAAGAUCGAGGCCGCUCACUGCCUAGCCUGUGACAUGCUGAUUCCCGCACAGCCUCAGCUCCUCCAGCGCCACCUGCACUCUCUGGACCACAACCACAACCGCCGGUUGGCUGCUGAACAGUUCAAGAAAGCAAGCUUGCAUGUGGCUAAGAGUGUUUUAAACAACAGACAUAUCGUAAAGAUGUUGGAAAAAUAUCUCAAGGGUGAAGACCCUUUUACCAGUGAAAGUGCUGAUCCAGAAAUCGAAGAUGAGAACUUAGUGGGUGAGGAGGCAAAGGAAGAGACAGCUGAGGAGGUAGCUGCAGAAGUCUUAGCUGAGGUGAUCACGGCUGCCGUGAGAGCAGUAGAAGGGAAGGGAUCAUCCACUCCAGAACAGAGCGAAGUCAAGGCUGAAGGGGAAAAUGCCACAGGCACAGCAGGGGCCAGUGGUGGUCCCUGUCCAGAAGAGCCACAAGAAUCAGACAAACCCAUAGAAGAGAAGAGGGAUACUGAAGCAAAGGCUGUGCAGAUUGGAGAUGAAGCAGAUAACCCAGUUGCAAAGGUAGAAAAUGCAGCCGCAGAUGUCACUUCUGCCUCAGACAUCACAGAAGCUGCAGAACAACUGGAUGAAGAGUCCAAAGAUGUCGUUUCCACAGAAUGAUCUUUCCCUGUUUCAAGGGAUGUAUUAUAUGUAAUGCUCUUUGGUUUUCUAAGGUAUUAAUAGAAUGUUUUAAUAGAAUAUAUUGAAAACCUUGCUGGCAAGACCCAACCACUUCUUUCAGAAACAGGCUUAUCUUAGAUUGGUGUGGCUUUCUGCCUUAAUUUGAAGGCUACAGAAAUUGUACAUUCCCCCAAACGGCUGUGAGAUUUUGCCAGACUCUGCUACUGGAGCAAAAAUGUUGGGUAGAUUUUGAUACUUCUGCCUGGUAAAGCAAAGUUACUGGUGAAAUUCCUCCUCCUCGACCUCAUCCCCCCCCCCUUUUUUUUUAAGUUCCAAGUUCCGGUAAUGUGCUCUGGCUUCUAUAGUGUUCGUGGGGCUUAUGAUCCUUUCUAGAUAGAGCAGAAUCUCAUUUCCAUGGUGCUGGCUCUCACUGGGAAGCUGAUUUCCUACAUCAGGAAGCACAGCCACCUAUCGCUGGAAAAUGAGAAAAGUGCCUAGGCACAGUUUGCAAAUCUCUCCUCUUGCUGAAUCUUCUUUACAUCCUUUUUAAGGAAAACCUUUGAUUUUUCACCUGCAUUAUUUCAGAUUUUUUCCUUUGAUUUUUUUUCCACUUAAACAUCUUUAAAAAGAAAACUUGAUGCCACUUCCAUGAAUGGAAGACUAAUGUUAAGUUGCUCUAGAAGAAUACAAUCUAAAAAAAAUGCAAUCUGAUGAACAUGUUCGAUACAUACUAGUUUGGAAGUUUCUGGAUCUGUGAGAGAGAAAAGCUAACAUGUUAUAGCCACAGUUCUACUUUUGUAUAAUCAAAAGAAUUAGAGAAGUUUCUCUUUCGAAAUAUUGUUGGGUAAGGUUCCCUGUAAAUCUGUGAAUUGUUAAAUUCGGGGAAACACUAGCCAGUGGGAAAUUGAAAAAAUAUAUCGUGAAAUAUUUGAUGGCAUCUUCUGUGUACCAGGUGCUAAAAUAGGAUCAAAAUAAGAUAUGGGCACUGCUUAAGUAGCCAUAUUGGAGAUAGAAGAUGAGUAUCUAUGAAAAAUUAAAAUUUUAGA
Molecule: messenger RNA, 3171 nt
Organism: Suncus etruscus (white-toothed pygmy shrew)
Lineage: Eukaryota; Metazoa; Chordata; Mammalia; Eulipotyphla; Soricidae
Gene: AKAP8
Product: A-kinase anchoring protein 8
Exons: 12
Coding region: 71-2125 (684 amino acids)
Cellular component (GO): nuclear matrix; nucleus
Molecular function (GO): protein kinase A regulatory subunit binding; DNA binding
Source: RefSeq, a predicted model, not a curated record